UGCACCAUGCAACCAGAGCACUUUGUACAAAGGUUAGUAGAAUAGAACAGAGAGGGAGUUGCAUAAGCAGUGCUGUGUUCCUCUGCAGCACCACAAACUCCACAGAGACAGCUCCAACCAUGACUGCAGACAGCAUCGACGAUAUACUGCCCCAGAAUUUUGCCUAUGUCAUCUUUACCUUCGUCUACAGCUAUGUCUUAAUUAUGUAUCUUGGUAUAAAUGUGGGGAAAGCAAGGAAGAAGUAUGGAGUCAAGUAUCCCCAGAUGUAUUCCGACAAAGAGAAUGUUUUUAACUGUAUUCAGAGAGCCCAUCAGAAUACACUGGAAGCGUAUCCCACCUGGCUGAUCUUUCAGCUCAUUUCAGGUCUUGCAUUUCCGCUUGCGUCUUCUGUUCUGGGAGCAAUCUGGGUGACCAGCCGGUUCUCUUAUGCUCAUGGAUAUUACACAGGCGAUCCAGAAAAGAGAAUGAAAGGUGCUUACGGAUACAUCGGUCUGCUUGGUGUUUUAAUUUUGUCUGUUGUAGCAGGCCUUCAACUUCUUGACAUUGUUUGAUCACAAACAUGUUGAAGAAUUACUUCUGAAAUUGAAUUACUUCA
This is a messenger RNA of Nanorana parkeri, 595 nucleotides long. Its product is annotated as microsomal glutathione S-transferase 3-like. The transcript is spliced from 4 exons. Gene Ontology annotation, cellular component: endoplasmic reticulum; membrane; nuclear envelope. The record is from RefSeq and is a predicted model, not a curated record. The coding region runs from base 120 to 551 and encodes 143 amino acids. Gene Ontology annotation, molecular function: glutathione transferase activity; glutathione peroxidase activity. NCBI's taxonomy places the organism in Eukaryota, Metazoa, Chordata, Amphibia, Anura, Dicroglossidae.